AUGCUGCAAGAGAAGAAUAAACCCUUCCGCAUUAUCACUCCGUAUGACGCUCAGCGAAAUCUGAUCGAGGAGCAUUUAAAGCUCAACAAGCUCGAUUGGGAGGACAAAUGUUUCAACGUUGACUCUUUCCAAGGUAACGAGGAAGAUUACAUUGUAAUCUCACUCGUGCGGUCCAGGGCGCUCGGCUUCAUCGCCGAUCUGCGCCGGACUAAUGUCAUGCUUACUCGAUGCAAGAAAGGCAUGAUCAUCUGCACGAGCCAGAAAUUCAUGAAACGGGCGGGGUAUAAUUCACUCGUGGGCAACCUGUUGGGAUAUUAUGAAAACGAGUGGAUCGAGGAAGACGAUUUGGCAAAGAUUGAGGUGUAG
Messenger RNA from Suillus bovinus, 366 nucleotides. Its product is annotated as AAA domain-containing protein. NCBI's taxonomy places the organism in Eukaryota, Fungi, Basidiomycota, Agaricomycetes, Boletales, Suillaceae. The record is from RefSeq and is a predicted model, not a curated record. Bases 1 to 366 code for a protein of 121 amino acids. The transcript has 2 exons.